Molecule: messenger RNA, 1185 nt
Organism: Penicillium subrubescens
Lineage: Eukaryota; Fungi; Ascomycota; Eurotiomycetes; Eurotiales; Aspergillaceae
Product: FTR1 family protein
Exons: 4
Coding region: 1-1185 (394 amino acids)
Biological process (GO): iron ion transmembrane transport
Cellular component (GO): plasma membrane; high-affinity iron permease complex
Molecular function (GO): ferrous iron transmembrane transporter activity
Source: RefSeq, a predicted model, not a curated record
AUGGGUAACAAUCCAGUGUUUGCCGUCACGGUCUUCUUCAUUCUGUUCCGAGAAUGUCUCGAGACAACAGUGGUCGUCUCGGUCUUGUUGGCCUUCUUGAAGCAAACGCUUGGAGGGGAGGCCGACAAAAAGACGUAUAAAAAGCUAGUGAAACAGGUGUGGCUUGGAUGUGGAUUGGGUGUAGCGAUCUGUUUGGCCGUUGGCUGCGGCAUGAUCGGUGCCUUCUAUGGCCUGGGAACAGAUACUUUCUCCCAGACUGAGGACAUCUGGGAAGGCGUGCUGGGAAUUCUCGCCUCGUUGAUCAUCACUAUCAUGGGUGCUGCCCUGCUGCGGGUGUCGAAGCUUCAGGAUAAGUGGCGUAUCAAGCUUGCGAAGGCUCUGGAGCAUGAGCACAACCCGAAUGAAACCCGCAAGGGUCGGUUCAAGCGCUGGACUGAGAAGUAUGUGAUGUUCAUGCUGCCGUUCAUCACCGUGCUCCGCGAAGGUCUCGAGGCCGUCAUCUACGUUGGUGGUGUGGGCUUGGGACUUCCAGCUUCGUCCUUCCCUCUUGCUGUAUUCUGCGGUCUCCUCGCUGGAUUUGUUGUGGGUUAUAUCAUCUACCGUGGUGGACGCGAGACAUCUAUGCAAAUCUUCCUGAUCAUCUCAACCUGUUUUCUCUACCUGGUCGCAGGCGGCCUUUUCUCGCGCGGUGUCUGGUACUUUGAAAACAACACCUGGAAUCAUCUGGUCGGCAGCGACACCGCGGAAGUAGGCUCAGGCCCAGGAUCGUACGACAUCACCAAGAGCGUGUGGCAUGUCAACUGCUGCAAUCCUCUGAUCGGCGGCGGCGGUGGCUGGGGUAUCUUCAACGCCCUGUUCGGUUGGACCAACUCGGCCACUCUGGGAUCGGUCCUUGCAUACAACUUUUACUGGAUCUGUGUGAUGGUCGGCUAUGGGUUGAUGAUGUGGCGGGAGCGCAACGGAUCCCUGCCUUACCUGGACCCAGCCGCGAAGAAAUUCGCCCAGGCCAAGGGUCGGGCCAAGGCAUUUGUGUUCCGCACUACAUGGGAUCAGCCCUACACUGAUGAGCCUGUGAUCGCUGGCCCUUCUCAUGCAAGCGGUGCGAACUUGGAAGCGGGUGUCCUGCAGACCGAGAAGGGAGCCGAGGCCGGGGUGUCUGCUGUUGCACGGCACCCUUCAGUCUAG